This is a messenger RNA of Chrysochloris asiatica (Cape golden mole), 2449 nucleotides long. RefSeq names its product tumor necrosis factor receptor superfamily, member 21 (gene TNFRSF21). Lineage: Eukaryota; Metazoa; Chordata; Mammalia; Afrosoricida; Chrysochloridae. The transcript is spliced from 6 exons. Gene Ontology annotation, molecular function: protein binding. The record is from RefSeq and is a predicted model, not a curated record. Gene Ontology annotation, biological process: neuron apoptotic process; adaptive immune response; negative regulation of B cell proliferation. The coding region runs from base 403 to 2370 and encodes 655 amino acids.
CUCAGUCCCUCGCCGGCCGGUCUGGGCAGCGGAGGAGGGAGGUUGGCAAAGACUGGAGGCUUAGCUAUGGGAAGUUGCUCCUUUGCUCUCUGGUUCCCAACCCUCCUCCCUGGUUCUCCGCAACCACUGUCGGAGGAGAGCACAGGGAGGCGCGGGCUGCACCCGCGGCUGCCUCUCCACGCCCGGGCGGCCGCGCCGCUGGGCAGGUGCUGAGCGCCCCCGGAGCCUCCCGUACUGCCUUGCUCCUCGGCCCGCUGCCGCAGUGCCUAUGGGGUGUUGGAGGUAAAUGGGCUCCGGGCCCGGGAGGCGGCGGUGGAUGAGGCGCUGGGCUGAAGCAGCCGCCGAUUCCAGCCGUCGGGUGGCCGCGCGCCCUUGGCGCCCCUGCGAGCCUCUGGCUCAGCCAUGGGGUCCUCUGCAAGCAGCAGCACCGCUUGCCUCGCGUCCUGCAGCCGCAUCGCCGGCCGAGCUGGUGGAGCCACGAUGAUCGCAGGCUCUCUUCUCCUGCUUGGAUUCCUUAGCACCACCACCGCUCAGCCAGAACAGAAGUCCCCAAAUCUCAUUGGCACAUACCGCCAUGUUGACCGUGCUACUGGCCAAGUGCUAACCUGUGACAAGUGUCCAGCAGGAACCCAUGUGUCUGAGCACUGUACCAGCACAAGUCUGCGUGUCUGCAGCAGUUGCCCUGUGGGAACCUUUACCAGGCACGAGAAUGGUAUUGAGAAAUGCCAUGACUGUAGUCAGCCAUGCCCUUGGCCAAUGGUUGAGAAAUUACCUUGUGCUGCUUUGACUGACCGAGAAUGCACUUGCCCACCUGGUAUGUUCCAGUCUAAUGCUACCUGCGCCCCCCACACGGUGUGUCCUGUGGGUUGGGGUGUGCGAAAGAAAGGGACUGAGAUGGAGGACGUGCGGUGUAAGCAGUGUGCUCGGGGUACCUUCUCUGAUGUGCCUUCUAGUGUGAUGAAAUGCAGAGCAUUUACAGACUGUCUGAGUCAGAACCUGGUGGUGAUCAAGCCGGGGACCAAGGAGGCAGACAACGUCUGUGGCACACUCCCGUCCUUCUCAAGCACGACCCCACCUUCCCCUGGCACAGCCAUCUUUUCACGCCCUGAGCAAAAGGAAUCCCAUGAAGCCCCUUCCUCUACUAAUGUUCCCAAAGGCAUGAACUCAACAGAAUCCAACUCUUCUGCCUCUGUUAGACCAAAGGUACCAAGUGGCAUCGAGGAAGGGACAGUCCUUCACAACACAAGCUCAGCAAGCGGGGAGGAAGGCAUGAACAAGACCCUCCCAAAAGUCCAGGUCAUCAACCACCAGCAAGGCCCCCACCACAGACACAUCCUGAAGCUGCUGCCAUCAUCCAUGGAGGCCACCGGGGGCGAGAAGUCUAGCACACCCAUCAAGGCCCCCAAGAGGAGCCAUCCCAGACAGAACCUACAUAAGCAUUUUGACAUCAAUGAGCAUUUGCCUUGGAUGAUUGUGCUUUUCCUGUUGCUGGUGCUUGUGGUGAUAGUGGUGUGCAGUAUCCGGAAAAGCUCGAGGACUCUGAAAAAGGGCCCCCGGCAGGAUCCCAGUGCCAUUGUGGAAAAGGCAGGGCUGAAGAAAUCCACGACCCCAACUCAGAACCGGGAGAAGUGGGUAUACUAUUGCAAUGGGCAUGGUAUUGACAUCCUGAAGCUUGUAGCAGCCCAAGUUGGAAGCCAGUGGAAGGAUAUCUAUCAGUUUCUGUGCAACGCGAGUGAGAGGGAGGUGGCUGCCCUCUCCAAUGGGUACACAGCGGACCAUGAGCGGGCCUACGCAGCUCUGCAGCACUGGACCAUCCGGGGGCCCGAGGCCAGCCUUGCCCAGUUAAUCAGCGCCCUGCGCCAACACCGGCGCAACGAUGUAGUGGAGAAGAUUCGUGGAUUGAUGGAAGACACAGCGCAGCUGGAAACUGACAAACUGGCUCUCCCGGGUCCGCUUAGUCCUAGCCCCAUCCCCAGCCCCAACACGAAACUGGAGAAUUCCACCCUCCUGACGGUGGAGCCGUCCCCUCUGGAUAAGAACAAGGGCUUCUUCGUGGAUGAGUCCGAGCCACUUCUUCGCUGUGAUUCUACAUCCAGUGGCUCCUCUGCGCUGAGCAGGACCGGUUCCUUUAUUACCAAAGAAAAGAAAGACACAGUGCUGCGGCAGGUACGUCUGGACCCCUGCGACUUGCAACCUAUCUUUGAUGACAUGCUCCAUAUCCUGAAUCCUGAGGAAUUGCGCGUGAUCGAAGAGAUUCCCCAGGCUGAAGACAAACUGGACCGGCUAUUUGAGAUUAUUGGAGUCAAGAGCCAGGAAGCCAGCCAGACCCUCCUGGACUCUGUUUAUAGCCAUCUUCCUGACCUGUUAUAGAACACUAGGGGCACUGCUCUCUGGAAUUUGCUCAAUUUAGUGGCAGGGUGAUUUUAUUGUUCCUUUUUCUUAUUUUGGU